UGUUCUGUUCCGGUCCGUUCUCACGAGUUGCUUAUCCUCUUGCGAAAGCCCUCUUCUUCGAACCAUCCAUAUCAGGUCUUCGUCUACGGCGGGCAUCUUCUUCUUCUUCUUCUUCUCCUUCUCCUUUUCAUGGCUCUUAGCGGCAGAGUUGGAGCAUCAUGGCCUGCUCUCAACUUCUGCAACCCGGUCCCUUCGGCUCCCCCCGUUUCUACCCUGCCCAUGCCGUCUAAGUCGAGGGAUGUGAUGGCGUUGGUCGCCGCUUCGACCGGCGGCGGGUUGGGGUCGUCGAGAGGAGGAGCCGGGCUGUUGGAGCGCCCCACCUUCGACCAGUCCCAGUUCGACACCCUCCCCGAAGCCCAAGAAGGUGGAGACAUAGGCAGGCUUGCGUCGAGGAAAGGCCUGGGAAGCGGAGACAGCUACAAAGUUCUGCUCAUUGAUGAUCCACGCCACACGGAGAAGCUAGUGGAAAAUGUUCUGCCACAAGUCGUGCCAUCCGUUACAGCCGACGGUGCGAGACAACUAUUUCGCGAGUCUCGGCAACUGGGUGUCGCAGUGGUUAUUGUUACUGUUAAGGAGCACGCGGAGUUCUACGCGCAGAUGAUGGUACGCCGUGGGUUGCGUUCCGCGAUAGAACCCGAUUCCAACCUGGAAGCAUGAGGAACAAUAACGCAUCUUCGCUGGAGUUCUGUCGAGCAUAAGGCGUUCAAUUUUGUCAGAGCGGAGUCAUUUAAUCACUUUAUUAUUUUUUUACUAGUUUUUGAUGCAUGACAAACUUCUUUAUCGUUGAAAUCCGAGAAUGCAUGUUAUGUAAUGCUUGAAUGGAAGGAGUGGUUCAUCCAAUAAUCGACCUGAAGCACCCUUUUAAGUGCAA
Musa acuminata AAA Group (dessert banana) is the source of this 871-nucleotide messenger RNA. Its product is annotated as ATP-dependent Clp protease adapter protein CLPS2, chloroplastic-like. Bases 130 to 657 code for a protein of 175 amino acids. The transcript is spliced from 4 exons. Gene Ontology annotation, biological process: protein catabolic process; proteolysis. The record is from RefSeq and is a predicted model, not a curated record. Lineage: Eukaryota; Viridiplantae; Streptophyta; Magnoliopsida; Zingiberales; Musaceae.